This is a messenger RNA of Mandrillus leucophaeus (drill), 977 nucleotides long. It is a transcript of the gene SSBP1, whose product is annotated as single-stranded DNA binding protein 1, mitochondrial. The record is from RefSeq and is a predicted model, not a curated record. Gene Ontology annotation, cellular component: mitochondrial nucleoid. Gene Ontology annotation, biological process: positive regulation of helicase activity; mitochondrial DNA replication. The transcript is spliced from 7 exons. Lineage: Eukaryota; Metazoa; Chordata; Mammalia; Primates; Cercopithecidae. The coding region runs from base 430 to 876 and encodes 148 amino acids. Gene Ontology annotation, molecular function: single-stranded DNA binding.
ACCUCUCCCCACGGUGUGGCUGGCUAGCCCGGGGAUCUCUACGCUGCUUGGUCUUUGCUAACGGAGAUGAAGGCAGUAAUUGUUCAGCAACAGGUUUCAGAUAUAAGUCCCUUGGUGACGCUAAUAGUUUUUGAGCCUUUACUAUGCCUAAACUUUUUUAGAAGUUUAGAAAAUGGCAGUGAAUAAAGCAGAUAAAAAUCUGUGCCCUAGGGGAGCUUGCAUUGUAAUCAGAUUUGAGAAGAAGUGGAUUGGAAGUGGGAUUAACUCACAAUCAAAAUUUUGUCUGGGUUGGAGGAAGAGGAAGUUAUUUGGGACCAAAAAGACAUACAGGUGUGAGUUUAUUUGGGAGGGAGGAAGGAAUCCUCAUCAGGUGUGCAGGAAUGUUGGAAGAGCCUAAAGAUUAGACUGUAAGGAAAGAAAAUAGAAGCCAUGUUUCGAAGACCUGUGUUACAGGUACUUCGUCAGUUUGUAAGACAUGAGUCCGAAACAGCUACCAGUUUGGUUCUUGAAAGAUCCCUGAAUCGUGUGCAGUUACUUGGGCGAGUGGGUCAGGACCCUGUCUUGAGACAGGUGGAAGGAAAAAAUCCAGUCACAAUAUUUUCUCUAGCGACUAAUGAGAUGUGGCGAUCAGGGGACAGUGAAGUUUACCAGAUGGGUGAUGUCAGUCAAAAGACAACAUGGCACAGAAUAUCAGUAUUCCGGCCAGGCCUCAGAGACGUGGCAUAUCAGUAUGUGAAAAAGGGGUCUCGAAUUUAUUUGGAAGGGAAAAUAGACUAUGGUGAAUACAUGGAUAAAAAUAAUGUGAGGCGACAAGCAACAACUAUCAUAGCUGAUAAUAUUAUAUUUCUGAGUGACCAGACGAAAGAGAAGGAGUAGAAAGGAUGAUUCUUCUUCGGCCAUCAUUGGGUACAGUCUCAUUUCCAAGUCAUGUAUAAUCUUUAUCGCUCCCAAGGACAAGAAUUAAAAUACUCUUUUAC